This is a messenger RNA of Oryza sativa Japonica Group (Japanese rice), 2617 nucleotides long. RefSeq names its product calcium-dependent mitochondrial ATP-magnesium/phosphate carrier protein 1. Gene Ontology annotation, molecular function: S-adenosyl-L-methionine transmembrane transporter activity; calcium ion binding. Gene Ontology annotation, biological process: transmembrane transport. Lineage: Eukaryota; Viridiplantae; Streptophyta; Magnoliopsida; Poales; Poaceae. Gene Ontology annotation, cellular component: mitochondrial inner membrane. The record is from RefSeq and is a predicted model, not a curated record.
GGUGUUGCUGAUGGGGUCGCAGCUUCUCGACCUCCCGUACUCGUUUCCUUGUCGCCUCUUCUUCUUCCUCCUCCGGCUCCGCUCCGCCGUAAAUCCUCCUCCUCCUCCUAUAUAAUCAUCAAAAGCUUAGCUUAGCAGUAGGCCAGUAGCAGUAGCGAUGCCGUGACGGAUCCUCCACCACCACCACCUCGAUCGUCAAAUCCUCUAGCUUGUCUUUUGUUUUUGAUUGACGAGACGAGCAUGUCCGGCUCCGACCAUCUCUUGGACGCCCUCCUCGCCGCCGCCCGCGCCGCCCUUUCCCACCUCCACCUUCCCUUUCCCGGAUCCAAUCCCAAGCCCCACUACUCUGAUGACCUCCAUCUUCUUGGAGUUGGAGUAGCUCAUUUCAUCCACAGAUCCCCCCCCUUCACAACUAGGGCAUGCUUCCGCCGAACCAAACACCCACCACCACCACCACCAGGUCCACCACCGCACCAGCUCCUUCUCUGCAUUGGCAUUGCCUUCCAUAACCUGCUGGACAACCAUCUUCUCCACCACUUCCACACCCUACUCAUCCAUGCAAACAAGCCCCAUUUUGAUGCCUUCCUCUCCAACCUGCCUUUUGCCAAGCUUAAGGUUGCCCCACCGCCUCAACCGUCUGCGUCUGUCUCCCCUGCACCUCCAACUCCAGCUCAAACUGGGGACAAGGAAGACACUGACACUGCUGCUAAUCACUCUCCACGGUCGACACUGCCUGUUCGCCUGCUCAACAUCCCUGUGGACCGCCUACGCUCCACACUUUCCACGCUUUCACUCACCGACUUGAUUGACCUGGUUGCCAGGUCCUUGCCAUCCCCUGAUACUCAUCCAGACAAGAAGAAGCUCUUCUCUGUACACGACUUCUUCAGAUAUGCGGAGUUUGAAGGAAAGCGAUUCUUUGAGGAGUUGGAUAGAGAUGGUGAUGGCCAAGUCACCCUGGAAGACCUUGAAGUUGCAAUGAGAAAGAGGCGAUUGCCAAGGAGGUAUGCUCGGGAUUUUUUACGGCGCACCAGAAGUAACUUGUUUUCAAAAUCAAUUGGGUGGAAACAAUUUCUAUCCUUGAUGGAGCAGAAGGAGCCAACAAUAUUGCGGGCAUACACCACCCUAUGUUUGAGCAAGUCUGGGACACUUCACAAAAAUCAAAUUCUCACAUCUUUAAAAGGUGCAGGCCUUCCGGCCAAUGAAGAUAAUGCUGCUGCCAUGCUGCGGUACCUAAAUGCGGAUUCAGAAGAAUCAAUCUCCUACAGCCAUUUUCGCAAUUUCAUGCUCCUGCUUCCUUCAGAGCGCCUUGAAGAUGACCCUCGGAACAUUUGGUUUGAAGCUGCUACUUUGGUUGCUGUUCCCCCACCGGUAGAGAUAUCAGCUGGGAGUGUUCUGAAGUCUGCUUUAGCUGGAGGUCUUGCUAGUGCACUUUCUACUUCCGUGAUGCAUCCCAUUGAUUCAAUGAAGACACGUGUCCAAGCAUCUUCGCUUUCAUUUCCAGAUCUCAUAUCAACACUUCCACAAAUUGGGCUCCGAGGACUUUAUCGGGGUUCUAUCCCCGCAAUUCUUGGUCAGUUUUCAAGCCAUGGUUUGAGAACAGGAAUAUUUGAGGCAAGCAAGCUUGUGUUAAAAAGUGUUGCUCCAACACUUCCAGAUAUUCAGGUGCAAUCACUCUCUUCCUUCUGCAGCACCAUCCUGGGAACAGCAGUCCGUAUACCUUGUGAGGUUCUUAAGCAGCGUUUGCAGGCUGGAAUCUUCAAUAAUGUAGGGGAGGCCAUUGUUGGUACCAUGCAAAAAGAUGGUCCAAAGGGCUUCUUCCGAGGCACUGGAGCCACUCUUUGCCGAGAGGUUCCUUUCUAUGUUGCUGGAAUGUGUCUUUAUGCAGAAGCUAAAAAGGCGGCACAGCAUGUGUUGAACAGAGACUUGGAACCAUGGGAAACUAUUGCAGUGGGAGCGUUGUCUGGAGGGCUUGCAGCAGUUGUCACAACUCCCUUUGAUGUGAUGAAGACUCGGAUGAUGACUGCUCCACCAGGCACCCCAGUCUCCAUGCAGUUGAUAGUUUUCUCCAUCCUUCGAAAUGAGGGACCUCUCGGACUGUUCAAGGGUGCGAUCCCCCGCUUCUUCUGGAUUGCUCCUCUCGGAGCAAUGAACUUUGCAGGCUAUGAGCUCGCCAAGAAAGCAAUGAUCCAAACUGAGAGUGACUCCACAGACUCUGUACAUGAGAAGAGAACCACAGUGGGUUCCAGAGGAUGACAGAUCCAAAUUCACCUGGUUACUCUAUAUGGUGUAAAGAAAGGACAAGCCAUGCAACAGAAAUGUUUUUGCCCUUGUUGCAAAGAAUUAGAACCAUUUUUUGGCAUUGCCUUCGUGAUACAUGUACCAAAUGUUAGGUCCUUUUAUAUCCUUCACAUCCUCCCCAACAGAGGGAAAUUUGUCGAAUUCCCAUUACCAUAGGCCUUUAUUAUACCACUGUAUAGUAGAUGACAGAACUACAGGAGUAGACGUGCUGCCCUUUCUUGCACAGUUCACUUCAUCUGUUGUUAUUUCUUUAGUAAUCCAGAGCCUUGAUGACAUGUUUAUUAACCCUCCUCGUGAUUAGUUAGCUCAGUUGUGACAA